GCGUGGCGCAGGCGCGGAGCGUCCCGGGGUGGGCGCCGGGGCGGCCGCGCUCCUGCCUCCUCCUGCCGCCGCCGGCGCGCGCUUCCCGGCGGGCCAACGGCUCCCAGCCGCGGCCGAGGCGUCCGGACGAGCGGCCCGGAGCGCCCCGUGGCGGCGCGACCCUCCCGCGGCCGGGUUCCUCGGGGAGACUCGGACUUGUUGGAGACCUGAUGGCCAAAAGAAAGGAAGAUAAUUUCUGCUCUCCUGAGAAUGCCAAAAGACCAAGACAAGAAGAGGUGGAGGUGGAGGAUUUUGAUAAAGAUGGUGAUGAAGAUGAAUGUACAGAUGCCUUCACUAACGGUACCUCUACUUUGACUGCAGCAGAAGUUGGAAUAAUUGAGAGUAUUCAGCUAAAAAACUUCAUGUGUCAUUCAAUGCUUGGACCCUUCAAAUUCGGUUCUAAUGUUAACUUUGUCGUUGGCAACAAUGGAAGUGGGAAGAGUGCAGUGCUCACAGCUCUUAUCGUCGGCCUUGGUGGAAAAGCAAUUGCUACUAACAGAGGAUCUUCUUUAAAAGGUUUCGUGAAAGAUGGACAGAACUCAGCAGACAUCUCGAUAACAUUGAGGAACAGAGGAGAUGACGCCUACAGAGCAAAUGUGUACGGAAACUCCAUAGUGGUGCAGCAGCACAUCAGCAUGGAUGGCAGUCGGUCUUAUAAGCUGAAAAGCGAAACAGGCACCGUGGUUUCUACUAGGAAAGAAGAGCUGAUUGCAAUUCUUGAUCAUUUUAAUAUACAGGUGGAUAAUCCUGUUUCUGUUUUAACACAAGAGAUGAGCAAGCAGUUUUUACAGUCUAAAAAUGAGGGAGACAAGUACAAAUUUUUCAUGAAAGCAACCCAGCUCGAACAAAUGAAGGAAGAUUAUUCAUACAUAAUGGAAACAAAAGAAAGAACAAAGGAACAGAUAAGUCAAGGAGAAGAGCGACUUGUUGAACUGAAACGCCAGUGUUUAGAGAAAGAAGAACGUUUUCAAAUAAUUGCUGGUUUAAGUACAAUGAAGACUAACUUAGAAGGCUUGAAACAUGAAAUGGCUUGGGCAGUGGUCAAUGAAAUUGAAAAACAACUGAAUGCUAUCAGAGAUAAUAUCAAAAUUGGAGAAGAUCGUGCUGCUAGACUUGAAAGGAAAAUGGAAGAACAGCAGGUCAGACUUAAUGAAGCAGAAAACAAAUACAAAGAUAUUCAAGAUAAACUGGAAAAGAUUAGUGAAGAGACAAAUGCACGAGCACCAGAAUGCAUGGCAUUGAAAGCAGAUGUCACUGCUAAGAAAAGAGCCUAUCAUGAAGCCGAAAUUGUAUAUAGCCGUUCCCUGGAUGAGUAUAGAGCAUUAAAGAAAGAUGAUGAGCAGCUUUGCAAAAGAAUUGAAGAACUAAAAAAAAGUGCCGAUCAGUCUUUGGAACCUGAGCGGUUGGAAAGGCAAAAAAAAAUAACUUGGUUAAAAGACAGAGUAAAGGCCUUACAGGAUCAAGAAAUUUCUGUCAAUCAAGAGAUGGAGCAGUUUCAGCAAGCCAUAGAAAAGGACAAAGAAGAACAUACUAGAAUUAGGAGAGAAGAAUUAGAUGUGAAGCAAACACUGAGCUAUAAUCAGAGGCAACUGAAAGACCUGAAAGAUAGCAAAACUGAUCGACUGAAACGAUUUGGCCCUCAUGUUCCAGCUCUUCUGGAAGCAAUAGAUGAUGCUUAUAGACGUGGGCACUUUACCUAUAAACCUGUAGGCCCCUUAGGAGCUUGCAUUCAUCUUCGGGAUCCUGAGCUUGCUUUGGCUAUUGAAUCUUGCUUAAAGGGACUUCUGCAAGCUUAUUGCUGCCAUAACCAUUCUGAUGAACGAGUCCUUCAAGCACUGAUGAGAAAGUUUUAUUUACCGGGCACCUCACGGCCACAGAUAAUAGUUUCUGAGUUUCGGAAUGACAUGUAUGAUGUACGACACAGAGCUGCCUAUCACCCGGAGUUCCCAACGGUGCUGACAGCUUUGGAAAUAAAUAACGCAGUCGUUGCAAACAGCCUGAUUGACAUGAGAGGAAUAGAAACAGUGCUGCUAAUCAAAAGUAAUUCUGUAGCUCGUGCAGUGAUGCAGUCCCAAAAGCCACCCAAGAAUUGCAGGGAAGCUUUUACUGCUGAUGGCGAUCAAGUAUUUGCAGGACGUUACUAUUCAUCUGAAUAUACAAGACCUAAGUUCCUAAGCAGAGAUCUAGAUUCUGAAAUAAGUGAAUUGGAAAAUGAAGUUGAAAAUAAGAAGGCCCAGAUAUUAAAUUUUCAGCAACAUUUGUCUGCCCUUGAAAAGGAUAUUAAACGCAAUGAAGAAUUUCUUAAAAGGUACCAAUUACGAUAUAAAGAAUUAAAGAUGAAAAUAAGAAAAAGUAUUUCUGAAAUUCAGGAACUUGAGAAUAUAGAAGAACAUCAGUCUGUAGAUAUUGCAACCUUGGAAGAUGAAGCUCAAGAAAAUAAAGUAAAAAUGAAAAUGGUUGAGAAAAGUAUGGAACAACAAAAAGAAAAUAUGGAAUAUCUUAAAAGUCUGAAAGUAGAAGCAGAAAACAAGUAUGAUGCAAUUAAACUGAAAGUUAACCAGCUAUCAGAGCUAGCAGAUCCACUAAAGGAUGAAUUAAACCUUGCUGAUUCUGAAGUAGAUACCCAAAAACGAGGGAAGCGGCAUUAUGAAGAAAAGCAGAAAGAACACUUGAAUACUUUAAAUAAAAAGAAACGAGAACUGGAUACGAAAGAGAAAGAACUAGAGGAGAAAAUGUCACAAGCAAGACAAAUCUGCCCAGAGCGGAUAGAAGUGAAAAAGUCCGCAUCAAUUCUAGAUAAAGAAAUUAAUAGAUUAAGACAAAAGAUCCAGGCAGAACAUGCAAAUCAUGGAGAUCGAGAGGAAAUAAUGAGGCAGUACCAAGAGGCAAAAGAAACCUAUCUUGAUCUGGAUACUAAAGUAAAGACUUUAAAAAGGUUUAUUAAAUUAUUGGAAGAAAUAAUGCACCAUAGAUUCAAAACAUACCAACAAUUUAGAAGGUGUUUGACUUUACGAUGCAAAUUAUACUUUGACAACUUACUAUCUCAGAGGGCCUAUUGUGGAAAAAUGAAUUUUGACCACAAGAAUGAAACUCUUUCUAUAUCAGUGCAGCCUGGAGAGGGGAACAGAGCGGCUUUCAACGACAUGCGAGCCCUGUCCGGCGGCGAGCGCUCCUUCUCCACUGUGUGCUUCAUCCUCUCUCUGUGGUCCAUUGCCGAGUCUCCCUUCAGAUGCCUGGACGAGUUUGAUGUCUACAUGGACAUGGUGAACCGGAGGAUCGCAAUGGACAUGAUCCUGAAGAUGGCAGAUUCCCAGCGCUUCAGACAGUUCAUCCUGCUCACCCCUCAGAGCAUGAGCUCACUUCCAUCAAGUAAACUGAUUAGAAUUCUUCGAAUGUCUGAUCCUGAAAGAGGGCAGACGAUACUGCCUUUCCGACCCGUGGGUCAAGAGGAAGAAGAAAACGGAAGCUGAUUGUCUUGUGUUGGAAGCUCUGUAAAGGGAAAAGAAUUCAGGACUAUUUGAUGUAAUAAAAUGGAACUGCAGAUAUUCUGAAAUAAAAGAGAAUCCUUUGUAUAGAUGACCACAGUAAAAUAUGUAAAUAACUUUAGAAAACCAGCCACAACCAGCAAUUUAAAAUUACUCUUACUUUACUUGGAGAAAAUCGGUUUCACAGUACUGGUUUUAAAUCCUUUUAUGUUUAUUUGUUUAUUUGUUUCAUUUUGUUUUAUUUUUAGCCAUCUACUUUUCUAGAUUCUUUUUCAGAAGUAAAAUUUUGUACAUAUGUACAUGUACAUAUCUGUUUCAUUUGGGUUCAUUUCUAUAGAAUGAAAUUUGUAAGAAUGAAAAUAAACGUUUUGAUUCCCUGAU
Molecule: messenger RNA, 3905 nt
Organism: Pipistrellus kuhlii (Kuhl's pipistrelle)
Lineage: Eukaryota; Metazoa; Chordata; Mammalia; Chiroptera; Vespertilionidae
Gene: SMC6
Product: structural maintenance of chromosomes 6
Exons: 27
Coding region: 210-3509 (1099 amino acids)
Biological process (GO): double-strand break repair via homologous recombination
Cellular component (GO): Smc5-Smc6 complex; site of double-strand break; nucleus
Molecular function (GO): damaged DNA binding; single-stranded DNA binding; ATP hydrolysis activity
Source: RefSeq, a predicted model, not a curated record